GCCCUGGAUGGGAGACGUGCGCGCGUCCCGGCUUCCCGGGACUGAGGGCGUGGGAGCCGAGGCGGUGUCGCCGGCCGGGGGGAAGAAACGGAAGAGGCGACCGCUGAGCGGGCGGUGAGAACGCCGUGCAGGGCGGGUGGUCCCGGGGUGCGGGCCCCGCAGACGCGUCCUGGCUGACGCGGGGGCGGGGCCUGGGGCUCCUCAUCCCUGGUGAUACAGGGCUCGGCCGGUGAGAUGGGGCCGCCCGUUAACCGGGCUUUCCUAAGAAACCAUCCGAGUUAGGGAUUCGGAAGGAAGACCAAACACGUGUGGCACUUCCCGGAAACAGUGGCCCGGACGUGGCGAGAGCGCCGAACGCUCCGCGGGGUGUGCUAACUGCACGUCGUGCGAGCGGGCUGGCGGCUCCGCACUUCGUGGCCGUCCCCUCCCCCUUUGAAAACACUUCCGUGCGUUUGAACUGUCUCCUAGCGGUGGGUCGACCCGGGAGACCCCGGGAUCGUUUGACAGGUGGACAGAUGGGGACUUGCUGGGAAUGUCCUGACACGUCUCGUAGAUACCUUUCCCCCGUUAAAUGUCGCUUACACUUGAUGCCUUAAUUGCACUACUCCGAGUCUCCUGAUCGUGCCUUGCUGAUUUCCGCAGGUGUUAUAAAUAGUUGAAUAACCACUGAUUAUUUUCUGGACCUUUAUUGUUUAUAACUUCAGAAGAAACCAUGGAAAACCAAGAAUUUAUUGUACUAUAUACUCAUCAAAAGAUGAAGAAAUCAAAAGUGUGGCAAGAUGGCAUUCUGAAGAUCACUCACUUAGGAAACAAAGCAAUCUUAUAUGAUGACAAAGGACAAUGUUUGGAGAGUUUAUUUCUGAAGUGUCUUGAGGUGAACCCUGGAGAUGACUUAGAAAGUGAUCGGUACUUGAUCACAGUGGAGGAGGUUCGAGCUGCCGGAAGCAGAGCUGUUCACCAGAAGGUUGACCAAGAGGCGUCCGCGCUCCGUCCAAGGCAGUUGAUGUCCUCUGGCCGGUCCCUCGGAUGCCAGCCUGCUGGCUUGAAAAGGAAGUUCACUGGUUUUCAAGGACCACGUCAAAUGCCAAAGAAAAUGGUUAUUAUGGAAAAUGGUGAACCCACUGUGUCACCGGAGGCUGCAAACCCUGGCCCUAUUUUUCUUUCUCCAUUCUUGAGGGUACCUCCUUUGUUUUCUGUUGCUGGCAAGAAAGACGUAAACAGUGUUGCAGCAGACCCUGAGGACAGAGGACAGUUCCUCUCCAAGGACCGAGGGAGAAAUGGCCCGCCUCUCUCUUCAGUUGGCUCAGCCCAGUCCUCCAGGGGUGACCUGGAGGUGCUGUGGGGAGGGGAGCAGUCCGUCUCUUUACUGGCCAGUGAGCCCAUGGAAAGAGGUAGUUUGGCAUCUCACUGUUUAGGAGCUGCACAGAAUGUCAGGAGCAAAGCACAGAUCCUAGCUCUUCUGAGGUCCAGAUCUACUAGUACGUGCAAGGAAACAGAUUCUGCCAUGGCAGGACAUUUCCCUCGGGUGCAACCACAAGGAAGUUUAAACAUUCCUGCUAACCCAGAGUGCCUAACUGAUCAGGAAGAGUGCGCUGAGGGGAGCACAGGAAGCCUACAGUACCAGCAACCAUCAGGAAGUACCGUGAGAAGUAAAAGCCGGUGGGCUGCAUAUUUAUCCUCACAGAGCUCACCUGUUCAUUCUUCUGCUGUAGAUGGAAAUGACCUAGAAGGGAAACCCAUGGCUCCAGGAGAUAACAUAGAUUUAAAUUUGAGAGACCUUUUGGUACAAAAAAAUGUACAGUUCUUUGAACCAGAUGCUGAAAAUAGGAAAAACUAUGAUGAAGACAAGCCAGUAGUCAAUACUGAUCCAUUCUGGGAUCGGGAAAUAAAAUUAAAAAUUCCUUCAUUCUGUGAAAGCAGCUUACCUGUUACCUGUGGCAAUGUGGAAAAUAAUGGCUUAGUAUCAAAAUCUGAUGCUCAAGAAAAUACUAACAUACCUGUCACUCAAAAUGAUUGGAUGUGCACAAAAGGAUCACUCGUUAGAGAAAAUGUUCAGGAGAUAAAUACAUGUGGAGUACCAGAAAAGGGGUGUGAACAAACAGUGUCUUCCCUGCCAGAAUCUGACUGUCUACAAAUGGAAUCUUCACUAAGUAGCACCUGUAGGAUCUCUGAUGCCAUUACUGACAUGUUGUCUAGAAGAAGUGCUGAUUGUGAAAGUCUUAGUAUUCAAGAACCCAUAAGGAAUGUAACACAACCAUUUUUGGAGGUAAAUUUUAAUCUGAACAAUUUUGAAACCAGUGACUCCGAGGAGGAAUCCCAGGAAAAUAGCGGAAUGCCCCAGGAUCCAGAGGGCUGGGAAAAGGACACCUUGGCUGGAGACUGCAGUUCAGGUGUUCAGAAGAGAGGUGAGGCUGUGCGCUGUGAAGAAGGUGGCAGCGCACCUCUGACUCUCUUAUUGCCUGUUGGGGGAAAACCUACAGGGACAUUUCCUACCAAAGAGGCUCUGCUGUCACGGCUCUGGAGUAAAGCUGGACCCGGUGGAGAUGGAGUACAGGGGUGGGGUGACCCAGCUGUACAGUGGCCAGAUGAGGUGUAUGUGGUUAAUGAAGAUGUUGAAACACCCACACAAGUCAGAAGUAACUCUCAUUUUGCUUUACUCCCAAAUAAAUCUAAAGGCAUGAACUCGAAUUUACAUAUUCCUCAUUUUUUAAGCAUGGACACUAAUCAGACUCUUGAAAGCAACCUAUUUUCAGAAACGACUCAGCACCAGCCUUUCAUUAUGGAAAGUGACUUAGGUGAAAAUGAUAACCAGGUUUUACCAUUGACCUCUGGCAGUGACAACAGUAUCCAGCUAGUAAGUGCCAGUCAGAGUCAUGCAGACGGGUGCAUUGCUCUUGAUAAAUCAGACCCCCAAGUUCCCAAUUCUUUGUUUUACCCUCUGGGAAGAAAGCAGCCUAUUUCCAAUGACACAGAAGCAUGCGUUCCUGAAUCUGAAGAUGUGGGAGGGAUUCCAAGUUUAGCCCAGGACCAUACUGAAGGAGAUAGUGCUGGAGAAAACAGACAAUACUGGAAGAGUCCUAGACAUUCUUCAGAACCUUCUGGAUUAGGAAGCAGCAUUUCCCUUUUAAAGUCAUUGACUGAACAUACUACAGCUUUAGAAGGCUUGGAAAUACUGAAAAAGAAAAAUGCUACAUAUACACCACGAGGAAUGCUGCAGACCCAUGGGCCAGCAAGCAGUCCUGAAGCCAGGAAACCAUUGGUUACAGUAGUUUCACCAGCUGUUCCAAAGUCUCCUCAUCUGACCCAGGAUUCUCAGCAGUGUUCUCCAGGGACGAGGGAAGAAAAUGAAGUUGAAGCAGGCGAACCACUGCAGUCUUUGCAGUUCUUUUCCUUGGGAAGUGAAGAAGAGCCAGCUUUUCCACCUGUUACUCCUAAACAAAUAGCAAGAGAAACCUGGGACCCUCAGCCUGUUGAGUUUCAAGGGCAUCGAGUGCAAGGAUCGGCCACCAGCGCCGUGACGGUCCGAGGGUACAGCUCCCAGCCGGCCUAUGGUCAGGCUCCCGGCUGCCUCGAGCCGCGUGGCUGCAUGGCAGGCACGCGCUUUCCGGUGGCAGGUCCUCCUGGGGCUCGUCUACAGGCUGCCCUCUUGCAGUUCCCAGAUGAAGAAAACUUUCCAAAAGGAGGUGAUAUCUUUAAUAUUGAAGACAAUUUUCAAGUGGUAGCUGAAUCUAAUGAGGACUCAACUGCAAAUGAUUAUUUUCUUCCUAAAGAUUCAGAACUCUCAUGUCAUUAUUUGGAUUAUAAUUUCAAAUCAGCGGAGAGGACUUCAUGGGAAGCAAAUAAGGUGACGUCACCAGAGCAAAAGGUCUCAACAUUAAGCCCUGUGUCUACUUUUUCUCUGGACUUGCAAGACGAAGACUUCGAGCUGGAAUUUCCUGAGGAGUCCCUGAAAGCCAGGACCUCACCGGUAACGAAAAAGUUCAGUUCCCCAGAGAGCCAUGACCUUCCAAGGCACCCUGCAUUAAGUAGAACUCGCUUUCCCCUGGUCACGGUGCCCGCAGCUCCGGGACCCUUGCCUGGCGGGUGUGCAGAGCCCGUGGUGGGUCCUGUGCACUCCAGGCCAGAGGACCCGAGUGAAGCCUCCUUGUGCCAGGCUCCCAGGGAAGUGAGCCCUGGGGCGGCUUCACGUCUCCAUGGAACGCCUGUGCGAAGCAAGUGGCUGAAGUACCAGAACACGGCCCAGGGCGGCCCGUCCACUCCAAGCGGAGCUCAGCCGAGCGCCUCAGCCAGCUGUGCCGGGGCAGUUUGUGGGAUGCGCUGUGGUGCUGCAGGUGGGAGCCCCUGCACUGUGGAGGACAGUCUCCUGGGGGGAGAGUCCACUCGCCUGUGGGUGCUGAGCUGUGCGCUCCGCGGGCAGCAGCCGGGCGCUGGCCCCCAGGACUAUGUUUGCAGAAACAAAGCCCUUUUUCUGAGUUCAAAGCUGGCUUCGGACACGGAGGAAGUCCAGAGUAUGUCGGGAGGGUCUGCGUGCUGCGGCCGUGACGUGACGCAUUCACAGGAGGUAGAUGUCUCUGAACUGUGCUUCCCAAGUCAGCAGAAAACAAAAUGCGUGGCUCUUCCCCGAAGGCAGACUCACAUACCGGCGGUGUUUCAGUCUCCCUCGCAGUACAAGCAGGUCUUCACGUCCUGCCUCACAGAGCAUCUGAAUAUACUGCUCUUCGGGCUGGCACAGAGGCUGCACCAAGCUCUGUCAGCAGUUGACAUGUCGUUUUACACAUCAAAUGGAGAAAAACUGAAAACUGUAGAAAAUAAGGCACCGUCCUGCCAUCACCAUCAACCGGCAAAACUUGUCACGGUUCAAAAGGAAGGCCCAAACAAGGGUCGACUUUUUUACACCUGUGAUGCACCCAAAGCUGACCGAUGUAAGUUUUUUAAGUGGUUCGAAGAAGUGAGCUCAGGGCAUUUAACACAGGAGGAACCCCCGCCUGCCACCGUGCUGAGCGACGUGAAGAGCGUUGGCUUGUACUUACGAAGUCGGAAAGUGCCCCUCUAUGAGGAAUGCCAGCUUUUGGUGAGAAAAGGAUUUGAUUUUCAAAGGAAACAGCAUGGCAAACUGAAGAAGUUUACAACUAUGAAUCCUGAUUUUUAUAAUGAACCUAAAAGCAAACUUUAUCUUAAGCUGAGUCGGAAGGAAAGUUCUUCAACUUACAGCAAAGACGAUCUGUGGGUGGUUUCCAAAACCCUGGACUUUGAGUUGGACACUUUCAUUGCCUGCAGUGCUUUCUUUGGGCCGUCGUCUGCCAACGAGGUGGAGCUGCUACCUUUGAAAGGCUACUUCCCCUCCCGCUGGCUCACAGACACAGUGGUCCACGCCCUGCUGGUGUGUAAUGCCAGCACGGAGCUGACCACCCUGAAAAACAUCCAGGACUACUUUAAUCCAGCCACUCUGCCUCUCACGCAGCACCUGCUAGCGAUGUCAUCGUCAAUUGCAGUUAGCAACAAGAGAGUGGAUAGAAGAAAAUUUAUCCCUCCAGCCUUCUCAAAUACCAACACAAAACGUGACCUGCCCAGCCUAGAAGCAGCAUUGCAGUUAGCUAACGAAUUAAUCGAGACACACAAAUUAAACGAGGAUCAAGCUACAGCUCUCACCCAGAUAGCUCGAAUGGUGGCGUCACACGGACGUGCCGAGGAAGGGAAGGGGCCGCACACCUGCACCCUCCCCAUCACCAUCGUCCACGGUGUUUUUGGAGCAGGAAAGAGCUAUUUGUUGGCAGUGGUGAUUUUGUUUUUUGUGCAGCUGUUUGAAAAGAGUGAAGCUCCUACAGUUGGAAAUGCAAGACCAUGGAAACUUCUAGUUUCUUCUUCCACGAAUGUAGCUGUUGACAGAGUACUGCUUGGGCUUCUCAGUCUUGGAUUUGAAAAAUUUGUCCGAGUCGGGAGUAUCAGGAAGAUCGCCAAGCCGGUUUUACCUUACAGCUUGCAUGCUGGCUCAGAGAAUGCAAACGAGCAACUGAAAGAGCUGCAUGCGCUGAUGAGAGAAGACCUGAGCCCCGUGGACAGAGUCCACGUGAGGAGGAGCAUCGAGCAGCACAAGCUGGGCACCAACAGGACCCUGCUGAAGCAGGUCCGCGUGGUCGGAGCCACCUGUGCGGCCUGCCCUUUCCCGUGCAUGGACGGCCUCCGGUUCCCCGUGGUGGUGCUGGACGAGUGCAGCCAGAUGACCGAGCCGGCCUCGCUCCUGCCUGUCGCACGGUUUGAGUGUGAAAAGCUGAUUCUUGUUGGAGAUCCCAAACAGCUUCCUCCCACUGUUCAGGGAUCCGAUGCAGCUCAUGAACACGGAUUGGAACAGACUCUUUUCGAUCGACUUUGCUUAAUGGGUCACAAGCCGGUUGUGCUGAGGACCCAGUACCGAUGCCACCCUGCAAUCACCGCCGUCGCUAACGACCUGUUUUAUGGCGGGACCCUCAGGAACGGCGUGUCGGAGACGGAGCGGAGCCCACUGCUGGGGUGGCUCCCCACCCUGUGUUUCUACAAUGUGCAAGGACAAGAGCAGAUUGAAGGAGGUAACAGCUUUCACAAUGUGGCAGAAGCUGCUUUCACGCUGACACUGAUUCAAUCACUGGUUGCGGGUGGAGUGGCGGGCUCUGAGAUCGGGGUGAUAACGCUGUACAGAGCCCAGGUGUGCAAGCUGUGCCACUCGCUCAGGGCUGUGGCCUCGGACCAGCCAGGCCUGCGGGCCGUGCAGGUGUCCACGGUGGACGCCUUCCAGGGAGCAGAGAGGGAGGUCAUCAUCCUGUCCUGUGUGCGGACCAGACAGGUGGGCUUCAUCGACUCAGAAAGGAGGGUGAACGUGGCCUUGACCAGAGGGAGGAGGCACUUACUCAUCGUGGGGAACCUGGCCUGUCUGAGGAGAAACCGGCUCUGGGGCCGUGUGAUCCAGCACUGUGAAGGAAGGGAAGGUGGGCUGCAGCACGCCAGCCAGUGUGAACCACAGCUGCGCCAGCUCCUUCAGGACCGCUCUGGACACCACGCAGCAGAAAAGCAGAAGAAGAAGAGAGGGCACGACAAACCUGAAGAUACCUCUCAUUCACAAAAAGGCGUAGAGCCUUCGUGUUUGUAGAAACUCAAGCUCAUUCCACACUGUACGUUUUCCAUGUUUUUAUUACCCCAAACCCCUAGUUGUCAAAAGUGCUUUAUGAUAUUUAAAUAACAUUAAAC
Phyllostomus hastatus (greater spear-nosed bat) is the source of this 7218-nucleotide messenger RNA. RefSeq names its product zinc finger GRF-type containing 1 (gene ZGRF1). The record is from RefSeq and is a predicted model, not a curated record. Gene Ontology annotation, biological process: double-strand break repair. The transcript is spliced from 31 exons. The coding region runs from base 713 to 7120 and encodes 2135 amino acids. Gene Ontology annotation, molecular function: zinc ion binding; helicase activity. Gene Ontology annotation, cellular component: site of double-strand break; nucleus. Lineage: Eukaryota; Metazoa; Chordata; Mammalia; Chiroptera; Phyllostomidae.